GACUGAUAAUAAUUUAGAUAAAGCACCUACUGGACAACACGAAUCACAAUUCACUUUUUAGAAGUGGAGACGUGACACAGUCCAGACGAAUUCAGAGGUAUUCUGUCAGUUAUUUAUCAUUACCAGAAGACAAGAGUGUUGACUCAACAUGCCGAAAAAAAAGACUGGACAGAGAAAGAAAGCAGAAAAAAUGAGGUUACGACAAAAAGAGAUCCGAUCUGCAAAGGACAAUCUGGCUUUGGCCAAACAGCCAUGUAACGCGUCAAUGGAGUGUGAUAAAUGCAAAAAAAAACAAAAAAAUAGAGCCUUUUGUUAUUUCUGCCAAAAUUUACAACGUUUGCCUCAAUGCGCUAGUUGUGGUAAAAUAAAGUGCCUUAUGAAAUCCGGCGAUUGUGUUGUCAAACAUCCAGGAAUAUUUACUACUGGUAUGGGUUUAGUGGGUGCUAUAUGUGAUUUUUGUGAAGCGUGGGUUUGUCAUGGCCGAAAAUGCCUUACGACCCAUGCAUGUAUCUGCCCGUUACAAGAUGCCAUAUGUACAGAGUGUGAACGUGGAGUUUGGGAUCAUGGUGGUCGAAUAUUUAUGUGUUCGUAUUGUUCUGCCUAUCUAUGUGAGGACGAUCAAUUUGAACAUCAAGCAUCAUGCCAAGUCUUAGAAUCAGAAAAUUACAAAUGUCAAUCUUGCAACAAACUAGGACAGUACAGUUGUUUGCGAUGUAAGGUAUGUUAUUGCGAUGAGCACAUUAAGUGUAAACGUUUUAAGUAUUCAGAAAAAGAUCGCAAUUAUCCGUGUCCAAAGUGUUCUUAUCCUACAGCCGAAGUCAGCGACUUAUCAUUGUCGUCUCGUAAUCAUAAAUAUGGUCGUCAGGCAUAUGAAGAAGAUGAUGAUGAUGAAUCUUACUCUUAUGCUGGUGGUUCAGCGUCACACCAGGGUUAUAGUUACAACAAAGUCGAGUACAGUGAUGGGGAUGACGACGAUGAUGACGACUAUUCAUACGAUGAAGAUGAUGAUGAAGAUGAUGAUGACGAAGAUGACGAUGAAGACGGUGAUGAUGAAGAAAAUAAAGAAAAAGAUAAAAAAUAAAUUUAUGUUACGUAGGAUAAUUAUUGAUAUAAUAACUUUAUCUAUAUAGAAAUAAAUGUUUGUUCCAAAA
This is a messenger RNA of Adelges cooleyi (spruce gall adelgid), 1151 nucleotides long. RefSeq names its product zinc finger protein 330 homolog (gene Noa36). Lineage: Eukaryota; Metazoa; Arthropoda; Insecta; Hemiptera; Adelgidae. The record is from RefSeq and is a predicted model, not a curated record. The coding region runs from base 149 to 1081 and encodes 310 amino acids. Gene Ontology annotation, cellular component: nucleus. Gene Ontology annotation, molecular function: zinc ion binding. The transcript is spliced from 8 exons.